Phaeoacremonium minimum UCRPA7 is the source of this 1095-nucleotide messenger RNA. RefSeq lists its product as hypothetical. Bases 1 to 1095 code for a protein of 364 amino acids. The record is from RefSeq and is a predicted model, not a curated record. NCBI's taxonomy places the organism in Eukaryota, Fungi, Ascomycota, Sordariomycetes, Togniniales, Togniniaceae. The transcript has a single exon.
AUGCGCUUCCUACAGCACCUGCGGCCGAGCCCGCUGGCUGCGCUUACAUCCGUUCUCUUGCUGCGCUCAGUAUCGGCCCACCCGUACCCCAAAGACGAUGUACACGACAAGGGCGUGGGUUAUCUCAUGGACCGAGACUGCGUGCAAUACUGCGGUUACAAUAAUAUGUAUUGCUGCGGCUCGGGCCAGGAAUGUUAUACGUCAAAUGGCAUUGCGGGCUGCUCCAAUGCAGCCGCAGGAGGAGGAUACGCUCUCUACACGACCACCUGGACGCUCACCGAGACGUUCACCUCCACCAAGAGCAGCUACUUCCCGGCAGCGACAACGCCAGCACCCGCUGCCUGUGUCCCCGAGCCGGGAACGGGCCAGAUUGCCUGUGGGUCGAUAUGCUGCGCGAAUUGGCAAUAUUGCGCAUAUGAGAACCAGUGCAUGGCGAAUGCUGGUGGAGGAGGUGGAGACGCCGGCACGACAUGGACGACGGUAAUUACCACCGGCGGAACCACCAUCACGACCCAGUACAGCGCCCCUUACCGGGUGACGAGCGGCGCCACCGUGACGGCCACCACCACGGGCACAGGCGUCUUGGCCAGUGCGACAACCACCGGCAACGGCACAGCAGUCUCCAGCGGGAGCACCGGCUCCAACUUGAGUGGAGGCGCCAUUGCAGGCAUUGUUAUCGGUGUUAUCGCCGGUGUCAUCCUGCUCUUGCUCCUCUGCUUCUGCUGCAUCGUCCGGGGUCUGUGGCACGGCCUCCUUGCCAUUUUCGGCCUAGGAAAGAAGAAGGACCGCAGGAGUCGAGAAACGGUCAUCGAAGAGGAGCGGUACACCCGCCAUGGGUCAGUCCACUCCCGCCGUGACAGGCAUACUGGGUGGUUCGGCGGGGGUGGGCGGCCGUCGACGGUUGCAGGGUCGCGGCGCACGGAGAAGAAGAAGUCGAGCGGUGCAGGCUGGUUAGGCCUGGGCGCCGCAGCAGGCACGCUGCUUCUGCUCCUGGGUCUCAGGAGAGACAAGAAGCGGCGUGCCACGAAGACGAGGAGCGAUGUUAGUAGCUCGUACUUCUCGGAUUCGUACACAGCCAGCAGUCCUAGUAAGUAA